Lucilia cuprina (Australian sheep blowfly) is the source of this 7792-nucleotide messenger RNA. RefSeq names its product maternal protein pumilio (gene pum). Gene Ontology annotation, biological process: post-transcriptional regulation of gene expression. The transcript has 15 exons. Gene Ontology annotation, molecular function: mRNA 3'-UTR binding. Gene Ontology annotation, cellular component: nucleus; cytoplasm. Bases 1967 to 6484 code for a protein of 1505 amino acids. The record is from RefSeq and is a predicted model, not a curated record. Lineage: Eukaryota; Metazoa; Arthropoda; Insecta; Diptera; Calliphoridae.
GUCUGGCAGGGCAGGCAACGGCGGCGCAACUGAACUGAACAGAAGCAUUUUGUGUGUGUUCUCGCGACGAAGAAAUUUUUCUUCAACCGAUAAAAUAUAAUAAAUUCUUUGUGUAAAUAAUUGUAUAAAAAUCUAAAUUAUUAAGAAAUUAUUAAAAAUAAACUCAUAAAUUGUGGCAAAAUAAAUAAAGAAAAUCUUAUUCAGAAAAGGAAUCAUAAAAUCGUUAAAUAAAUAAUAACUUUUGUGGGUACUUUUCUAUAUUGAGCUAUUACCACCACCACCACUAGCUAACCAACCCAAGGAAUAGUUUGCAUACAAAAAAAAAAAAAAAAAAUCAAGACAUUAAAAAAUUGUCUGUUUUGUCAUACAACUAAAUAAUUUAAUUAUAUUUUGUGUAAAGUGUAAAAAAAAAACAACAAAGAAGUGUAUAUUAAGUUUAUAUUGUUUUUAAAAGAAUACUCCACAAAACAUUCGUUUUGUUGAUAUUAAGAAGAAAAUAAUUUAUUUGUACAAAAAGUGCAAAACCAGGUUUUUUUAUACAGUUGCAACUUGCAAGACAUACCUAGAACUAUUGAAAAUUUGUGUUUUAUACAUAAUAAUUAAAUCAAUUUUUCUGUCAUUGCGUCUGAAUCCCAACAACAAUAGCAGCAACCAAAAACGUGUAAAAAUUUUCUGUAUAAAAAAAAUUAAUUAGUUUUUAUGCAAAUUAGAUAUCAAUCAACAACAACCAUAAAUAACAUCUAUGUAAAAAGAUUUUUUUUAUAAUAUUGAAAAAUUUCAUCACUGAUCCAUCAUUAUUCUUCUGCAACUACAUAACAACAGCAACAAUCAUCACUGACACAACACUCUCUUUUGUUAUGUGGUGAGAUACUGUAAGAGAAUAAAGAGAAAUAAAUUCAAUUGACAUAAAAGUAAAAUAUAACGGUUUCUUGUAUGUAAAAACAAAUCGAAAGAAAAAAAUAUAUAUUAAAUCAUAAAUAAAUAACAAAGAAGAAAAAAAAAGAAUCCAAUAUAAUCAACCAUUGUCAUCUUUUAAUGUGUAUGCAACACUUUAUUUAAUGUUGUUGUCGUCGUCGUUCGUCAUUUACCACCUUGUCAUUGUGUAAUUAUUUUCGUGUAUAAAAAAAAUAGAAAUUAAAAAUAAUUUUAAGUUAAAAUUUGUGUAAAAAUAUAAAACAACAGUUUAACUUUAUUAAGAAGAAUUGUUAAUUUUUGUAAAAAUUGAUAAGAAAAACAUUACGGGAACGCGUUCGGUAAAUUUUAAAUCGUAACGUUUAACGUGUAUUAAGAAAUAAAAGAAAACCAAACAACAACAAUUUGUGUAAAUUUGCAAAAAUCUCUAAUAAUAACAAACAAAAUUUGUGAGUCUUAAAAGAGAAUAAUUAAAAAGAAACCCGACAAACAAAGAAAAUAAAAUUCGUAUUUUGUAAUUAAAUUAAACAAAAUCUUAACAAAAGUUCUUGCUAAAAAUUGCUCCUUUAACUAACAGCAAGAUUUUGUAUUAAAUAAAAAAUAUAAUAGAAUAAACUUAAUUUUAAACAUCCUAAUUGUGUAAAAUAACGGCCUCAAAAUAGAGCUGCUAUCGACCACUGCAAUAUCCUUUGCCCCCAUUGAGUCCACAGUGUCUUCAACACAUUAUCAGCCACCAACAUCAUCAUCAUCACCAUCGCCCUACUAUUCGACGCCGCUUAAUCAUCAGCAUCAUCAGCAUCACCAGCAACCAAACCAAACAGGGCCAUCAAAUUCAACGUUACAACAUCAUCUUCAGCAACAACAAUAUCAGCGUCAAUCUUUACAUAAUUUUCUACUAGCACCUACUUCUUUAUCAAAUCUGCCCUCAUCGGCAUUACCACAAAAUCAACCAACAUCUAAUUCGUUGAACUCCAGUAGCGCGUCAGCUGUACAAGCUUCAUCUCAUCUACACCAACAACAACAGCAACAAGAACAACAGCAUACAACAACACACAUGAAGUUAUUGGGCAGUAACGAUGACAGACAAGUGCGCGGCGGUGUUGAUCAGUCUGUACCGCGCACUCAAGAUGAUGUUGCUGCUGCCGCUGCAGCAGUAGGUUACGUGUUUCCACGUCCCUCACCGGGUGGAGUUCAACCGGGUGUAGGAAAUUCGGGCGGCAGUAUACAUGAUGUAGCAGCUGCUGAAUAUGCAGCUCAAUUUGCCCAGAAGCAAGCACGUUGGGCCUGUGGUGAUGAACAUACCAUUGAUAAUCCCGAUAAAUGGAAGUACAAUCCUCCAAUGAACCCAGCCAACGCUGCACCUGGCGCACCACCUGGUAGUGGUCCCGGUACAAUUGGUCCCAUUGGUAUGGGCGGUGGCAUGGGUAGUAUGGGCACUAAUGGUGGUUUACAUCCCUCAAUGGGAGGUCCAAAUCAAAUGGGUAAUUCUGCUGCUGCAGCUGCUGCCGCUGGUAUGGCUGCCAUGCAACAGGCCGCUGCCGUUGCUAAACAUAAUCAAAUGAUGUCACAAGUCGCAGCUGCUCAACAUCAGCAUCAUCAACAGCAACAACAACAGCAGCAGCAACAACAACAGCAACAACAGCAGCAACCACCACAUCCUGCUCAUCAGCAGCCUCCUCAUCCUCAACAUCAACAGCAUGGUCCCCCACAUCCAUCACAAAUGCAAUCUCAUCAAUAUAAUUCAAACCUUCUCAAUCACGCCAUGAAUAACCCAGCAGCUGCCGCCGCCGCUGCUGCUGCUAUAGCAGCUGGUAUGACUCAUAUGCAAAUGCCACCAGCAAUGCAAGCUGCAACCGGUAACAUUUAUGAUCAUCCAGGCGUACAUCCAGGCGUAGGCAUGAAUGGUGUUGGUGUACCAAAACCUCCCCCACCCGGACAACCUGGUCCCGGUGAAUUGGUUUAUCUGGGUGGACAACCACAUGCCGCUGCCUUGGGUAUGAUGCAACAACAGAAUCAAUAUAUGAAUAAUCAAGCUGCUGCAGCUGCAGCCGCUUCACGUAAUGCCGCAGCGAUCACUACAUCCACUGCCAAAAAAUUAUGGGAAAAAUCCGAUGGCAAAGGUUCGGCUUCGGCUGGUGUUACCGGUGGCCCCUUAAAUCCUUUACACAUUGGAGAUCCUCAUGUUUGGAAAGAUUCACCCUGGUCGACACAGAGUGAAGCAAUAUUGCCACGACCUCGUACAUUUCCACAAGCACCGGAUACAUCGGCGAGUGGAAAUGCUGGAAUAUUGAGCCCACGUGAUUCAACAAGUGGUUUAGGCGUUAAAAUGGUGGAAUACGUUUUAGGCGGUUCACCAACAAAUAAAGAAAGUCCUUUAUCUGGCUUGGAACCUCGCUUGAGGGCAUUGAAGUUCGAUGAUAAUGAUAAGUCACACGAUGAUAAAGAAAAGGCAAAUUCUCCAUUCGAUACGAAUGGCUUAAAGAAAGAUGACCAAGUGACCACAACAAAUGGUGUUGUCAAUGGUAUUGACGAUGAAAAAGGAUUCAAUCGUACACCUGGUUCUCGGCAACCCUCACCAGCUGAAGAAAACCUACCACGUCCUCCCACUCUACUCGAUCCCAGUCAACAUGCUGGUUUUCCACCACACGCCUUUAAUCACAUGUUGGGCGCUGCUGGCAUGGAUCAUCCUGGCAAUAAUUCCGGUUCCGGUGGACCCGGUGCUCCUGGUCAACAAAUGAAUUCAACAUUUACUCAUCAUCAAAUGCCACAGAUGAAUCAAUUACAACCGCCUGUCAUGAAUGGUGUGGGUGGCAUGCAAAUGGCACAGAGUCCCAUGUUAAAUCAUCAAGGUCAAGGCCCUAAUCAAAUGGAAUCUCCUGGUAAUCUAUUGCAGCAACAACCACCAAAUUUUGAUGUUCAGGUAAGUGAUGAUCUGCUUGCAAAUGCCUUAAAUCAGAAUCAAGUAAGUUUUGACUUCAAUGAAUUCCUGAAAAAUCCUGUCGAGCAAUUAUUCCGCUCACAAAAUCCUGGCCUUGCUGCUGCUACAAAUGCUGCCGCCGCCGCUGCAGCAGCUGCGGCUGCCACAACAGCUGGUGCACCUCCUGGCGCACCCAAUGGCACAAUGCAACCCCAACAAAUGCAAAUGGCUGCUGCUUCACAACAAUUCUUGGCUGCCCAACAGAAUGCUGCAUACGCAGCACAACAGGCAGCACCCUACGUGAUUAAUCCGGGUCAAGAUGCAGCACCCUAUAUGGGUUUAAUAGCUGCACAAAUGCCACAAUAUUAUGGUGUUGCACCUUGGGGCAUGUAUCCAGGCAAUUUAAUACCACAACAAGGCACACAACCAAGAAGGCCGUUAACGCCAUCACAACAAGGGGCCGAAAAUCAAUCUUAUCAGGUCAUACCGGCAUUUUUUGAUCAGAGCGGUUCGCUUGUUAUGGGACCACGUACAGGAACACCAAUGCGCCUUGUUAGUCCAGCACCUGUUUUAGUGCCACCAGGCGCCGCACGUGCCGGACCACCACCACCACAAGGUCCACCCCAACUAUAUCCGCCACAACCCCAAACAGCACAACAGAAUUUAUAUUCACAACAAAAUGGUUCAAGUGUUGGAGGUCUUGCUUUGAAUACAUCAUCAUUGACCGGAAGACGAGAUUCAUUUGAUCGCACCACUUCUGCCUUCAGUCCCUCAGCGAUGGAUUAUACCAACAGUAAUGCUGCUGCCGCCAAUGCGGUUUCGACCACAGUAGCACAAGCAGCCGCCGCAGCAGCUGCUGCUGCCGCUGCUCGGGGAAAAUGGCCGGGUGCAGUGACCAAUACAUAUGGUGCUUUAGGAGCAACAGCUUCAGCCAGUCCCAUCGGAGCUGCCAUUACACCACCUCCACCACCACAAUCGUGCCUAAUUAAUAAUCGUGCUCCAGGAGCAGAAACUAAAUAUCGUCAACAAAUGGCUGUGGGUUUGCCACCAGCUGCAGCAGCUGCCCAAGCGGCGGCCGUAGCAGCAGCCGCUAACAAUAUGUUUGGUUCAAAUAGUUCAUUAUUCUCUAAGCACUUGGCUAUACCGGGUACGACACCAGCCGCAGCUGCUGCUGCAGCAGCUGCCGCCGCCGCUGUGGCUGCUACCAGACAAACAGUGACAGCCGGUGUGGGAAGUGUAGGUGCGGCCGCCGCAGCAGCUGCAGCAGCAGCCGCGGCUGCUGGUGGUGCUGCCCAACCGGGUCGUUCGCGUCUCCUAGAAGAUUUCCGCAACCAACGUUAUCCAAAUCUCCAGUUGCGUGACUUGGCCAAUCACAUAGUCGAGUUUUCACAAGAUCAACAUGGCUCCCGUUUCAUACAACAGAAACUUGAACGUGCUACCGCGGCUGAAAAGCAAAUGGUCUUUAAUGAAAUCCUAGGUGAUGCCUACAGUCUCAUGACUGAUGUCUUUGGCAAUUAUGUCAUACAGAAAUUCUUUGAAUUCGGUACUCCCGAACAGAAAAACACCUUGGGCAUGCAGGUCAAAGGCCAUGUACUACAGUUGGCUCUACAAAUGUACGGCUGCCGGGUCAUACAAAAAGCCUUGGAAUCGAUUUCGGCCGAACAGCAACAAGAAAUUGUACGUGAGUUGGAUGGCAACGUUUUGAAGUGUGUCAAAGAUCAGAAUGGCAAUCAUGUUGUACAGAAAUGCAUUGAAUGCGUUGAUCCCUCAGCAUUGCAGUUCAUCAUAAAUGCCUUCAAGAGUCAGGUGUAUUCGUUAAGCACUCAUCCCUACGGUUGUCGUGUUAUACAACGCAUUCUAGAGCAUUGCACUGCGGAGCAGACACAGCCCAUAUUGGAUGAAUUACAUGAACAUACAGAACAAUUGAUACAGGAUCAAUAUGGCAAUUAUGUUAUACAACAUGUAUUGGAACAUGGCAAACCUGAGGAUAAAUCAAUUUUAAUUAAUAGUGUACGAGGCAAAGUAUUGGUUUUGUCACAACACAAAUUUGCUUCCAAUGUUGUUGAGAAGUGUGUUACACAUGCUACACGAUCUGAGCGUACAGCACUUAUUGAUGAAGUCUGUACAUUUAAUGACAAUGCCUUACACGUUAUGAUGAAAGAUCAGUAUGCCAACUAUGUGGUACAAAAAAUGAUCGAUGUCUCGGAACCGACACAACUUAAGAAACUCAUGAAUAAAAUACGCCCACAUAUGGCGGCGCUACGCAAAUACACCUACGGCAAACACAUUAAUGCCAAAUUGGAAAAGUAUUUCAUGAAAACCUCCAAUCCCAUCACAACAACAGCCACCAGCACACCAGGCGUAGUGGGUGUCGGUAUAGGUAUAGCUGCCUCCUCGGCUAAUACCACAGCAGGCAUAACAGUAACAGCGGGCAAUACCAUAACAACAGCAGCUGCCAUUACCACAGCAGCAAAUACCGCCACAGCCACAGCAGUUACACCGGCUGCUGUCAGCCAGCAAUCGUUAGAGAAUGGCAUCAGUGUAAGCACACCUAUGGACACAAGUGCUGUCAAUGUCAGCAACUCGGUGACAUCUGUAGUGACUAGCACAAAUUUGGGACCCAUUGGUCCACCCACCACAAAUGGGGUUUUGUAAGCUGGAUUUUUUACGUAACACACUUGAAAAUAGAAUCUAAAUUUUCUUUCGUUUAAUUUAAGACUUUUUAGUUAAGAGCAAAGUUUGAUAAACAUAAUUAAUGUUAGACUUUAAGACAACAGCAAACAUUUCUGAAACAAAAAAAAAUCAUUUAGAUAAUAUUAUUAAUUAAAAACAAAUCAAAAACUCGUUAUAAUGAGUUAAAGAAGAAAAGAAAAACUUCAAAUUGAUGAUAUAAAUAUGAAAACAAAGGAGAUUCUAAAGAGUAACUCCAAACCAAAAGCCAACGCUUAAAGGUUUAAAUGAAAUAGAAAAAAACUUACGAUUUUAAAUUUAUUAAAAAUUAACAACAAAUAAGUGAUUUUUUAAAAAUAACCCACAACAACAAGAAAUUGUAUAAAAAUAUAAAAUUUUUUUUAAAAAGAAUAAUUAAAACAACAUUUUGCUGAUAAUUAUUAUAAAUAUAAAGAAGAUGAAGAAAAAAAGAAGAGAAAUCAACCCAAGAGAACACACACAAUUUGUUUAAGUUUAGUGGUAAUUUUUAUUAUUAUAAUUAUAAUUAAAUACUAUAAAUACAUAACUAUACAUACUUACAUAAUUAUAUUUUUAAGACUAAAAAGCAAACAACACAAGAAAAGCAUGUUUCGAAGAGUUAUUAAUAAUAUAUUUUUUUAAUUUAUCUUUUUUAAACCAAAGCUUUCUUUGCUUUGCCAAAUUAAAAAAAUUAUUUGGAGAGUUUUUAUAGACAAAACAUUUAAAAAAAAAACUUUUCAGAAUACUGCAAAAUGUUUCUGAUAAAAUCGUAUAAACUGAAACUCUCUUGAUUAUAAUAAUUUCGAAAAAAAUUUCAAUUUUAUUAAUCACGUUUUGAUUUAAAGAAAUGCCACUUAAACUCUCGCUUUAAUCUGCCACUUGCUAGUAAAAAUAAAACAAAAUAACAUUUUGAAACUGUUUUUUUUUUUAAUUUUAUGAAAAUAUUUGUAAUAAUUGUUUGAACGAAAAUUUGAAAAAAACAUAAAUAAUUCCUAAACUGUUAGUUAAGAGACUUUUAGUAACUGUAGUUUUUUUUUGUUUUUUGCUUUUAAGAAAACUGAUUGAUUGUAAAACUUUAUUAUUUAAUUAUUUUGUUUAUAAUUUUUAAGUGUAAAUGUAGAUUUUAUUAUUUCAACUCCAACCACCACCCCCCCCCACUCUCUCCCCUUUACUUAUUCUACUAAUGUAAUUUUAAGUGUAAGUGAAAAAAAACAAAAACAAAACCAAAACUAUUUAACAAAUUAUGUUCAAUGUAAAAUUUGUAAUGUUUCAAAA